Molecule: messenger RNA, 1266 nt
Organism: Miscanthus lutarioriparius
Lineage: Eukaryota; Viridiplantae; Streptophyta; Magnoliopsida; Poales; Poaceae
Source: the annotation of a GenBank genome assembly
AUGGUCCAGGAUGGUUGCUUUGUGGAGUGGAGAGACAUGGUAGCUGAUGCAGCUAGAAAGGGCUUUGCUGGUGGAGUUUCCCUCGAAUGGAAUUCAUAUAAAAUCUUGAGUGAGCAAAUGCGGCAUGAGUGGUUGGAGAAUCUCCAGAAAAGGCGAUCAAUGCCUAGGCCAAGAGGUAAUAGACGAGCACCAAAAACACCUGAGCAGAGGAGAAAAAUUGCAGAAGCCAUUGCUGCGAAGUGGUUGGAUCAAGAAUAUCGUGAACGAGUUUGUAGUGGAAUUGCUAGCUACCAUGGAUCAUCUUCUGUGACUAAAACACCAAGAAAGCCAAGACCUGCUGGAGAACCAGGUGUAAAGAAACAGACUACAAAAAAGAAACCUAUGCAAGCCAAACCUGUAAGCUUAGAGGACGCUCAUGGAAAAAGUGCAGCUGUUAAGAGAAAGAAAAGUGCAACUCCCUACAAAGAUCCGAUGGCAGUUGAAAAAUUGGAGAUGAUAUCAAAGAUUCGAGCUCAAAGGACAGCACAGGAAAUAGAAAAGAAAGAAGCUAUUAGAAGGGCCAGGACACUGAUAGCAGAAGCGGAAAAGGCUGCUGAUGCUCUGGAAACUGCUGCAGCGAUGAACCCUUUUGCUCAAGCAUCACUUAUAGAAGCUAGAAAGCUUGUUACAGAGGCAAGAGUGUCACUUGAAUGUGUUGAUGAUGAAGGGCCUCAAGAAACUGCUUCCAAUGAUGCGUCAGGGAGCUCAGCUUUAUUGAACUUGCACGAUCAUGGAUUGGAGACACAGAAUGGAAGUAAUCUGUUGAAGCAAGAAAGUAAACCUGUAAAUGGGAUGGGAUUUCCUCCAAGCAAUGUUAAUGGCCUCGGUUUCCAUUUUGAUGUAUCCGAACUCAGCGGAACAAAACAACUAUAUCAGAGGAUAGAGAAUUCCAUGGAAAGGGCUUUUCUUCUCCCUUCGGCUUCGUCAAAGCUUAAAAGUGCGAAUGGAGAUUUCGGAAUAAUAGAUUUAGAAGUGAGGCAAUCAAUGGCCAAUGACACGGCAAAGCAUAAUGGCAUCGCAUCUGAAUCAACAGAAACUUGUCCUCCAGGGACACUAGAGCUAGAAGGAGAUCCUCCCAGGUCUGAAGAAAAGGCUGGAACAAGGGAAGAUUGCCCUCGGGGAACACUCGAAGAAGACACACCCUCAUCUGAAGAAAAGGCUAAGAUGAGGUGGGUACGUGGGAGGUUGGUCAAAGUAAAAGACGAUUUUGGGGAUUCAGAAAUCUAG